CGCAGAUAGGGGGCACGUGGAGUUGUGACGAUGAGGGUUGACAACUACCACUAGUGACGUAUAGUAGUAAUAGUACUAGUGUGACUUAGCUUCUAUUACCCUCUACUGCCGCGUCGUAGAGGAUGUUCCAACCCUUGCAUCCAGAUAAUCCUUCAAGCAAAUUCACGCCUCGAGAAAUGUCUCAAAAGCUUUCCCAGGAGAUUGCUUCUCUACCUUGCGACACGCAAAAAGACUUGCUUGCAUGCUUGGAACGAGUUAGGGAUGUGUUGGAAGAUAAAUCGGCAGAGGAAGAAAUGGUAGACGAUCCCGCCGAAGUUGUCGUUGACAGGCUUGCUGUCUCACUUGACUGGACGCUGAUCACGGCCGUGGUUUUCGUUAUACUUGGCACGUCGUACUUGGGGUCACCAGCUUUCACAACGUUUGGAAAUUCAACCACUCAUGAACUUCUUCUAAAAUUGACUCAAAUCACGAACGAUACCGCAAUGAACGACGCAUUCCUCGCGCUGUUGGCACAAACGCCUUCGCAUGAAUCCCCUCAUUACGUGCUCUCCCGGAUGAUCGUACAUACCAGCAUCGUAUCAAGCUACUUCGUUGCAUUCGUCAUAGGUGUGGGGAAACUCCGUACAGGCCGCCACGGGCUCCAACUUAACAUGCCAUCUCAUCGCAAGCAUCGUAGCCUGCUGGGGUCUAAUAAAUAUUUACCUGGGUCCUCGCAAUUCACACCGAUGUGGUUCAUGGUAGCUCUCACACGAUUGCCAUAUGCCUUCGCAUUGGCCCAACUUGUGUUUUGCAUGGCAAUCAUCGUCACGCACUCUCUCGCGUUGUAACCCCCCUCCCUUUUUUCUUUCAUCGAAAUCAUCCGUCCAGAUUCUCAAAUCGUCCUCAGCUGAACCUACAACCGAUCAUCUCGGUUUGCAACUCCUCGUUCAAGCAUGCC
Messenger RNA from Suillus paluster, 937 nucleotides. RefSeq lists its product as uncharacterized. Lineage: Eukaryota; Fungi; Basidiomycota; Agaricomycetes; Boletales; Suillaceae. The record is from RefSeq and is a predicted model, not a curated record. The transcript is spliced from 3 exons. Bases 123 to 827 code for a protein of 234 amino acids.